Molecule: messenger RNA, 1983 nt
Organism: Gaeumannomyces tritici R3-111a-1
Lineage: Eukaryota; Fungi; Ascomycota; Sordariomycetes; Magnaporthales; Magnaporthaceae
Exons: 2
Coding region: 164-1681 (505 amino acids)
Biological process (GO): transcription elongation by RNA polymerase II
Cellular component (GO): Cdc73/Paf1 complex
Molecular function (GO): RNA polymerase II complex binding; chromatin binding
Source: RefSeq, a predicted model, not a curated record
GUCGAGCCGAAUUGAUUGAUGGAUUUGGAUUUUACGCUUUGCCAUCGUUCGCUAGACCACCACAACACAACGCGCAGAUCGCCACGACCCAACGCCUACACGCCGCUCCGACAGCAGCUGCCGACACACUCCCGCAGACUGGCGACCGAUUGAUAUCGCCAGCAUGUCGUCCUCGGCGUCCCGCGGCGGCGGCGAACGCAUGAUCCACCAGGACUUCAUCGCCCGCAUCCGCUUCUCCAACACACUCCCGCCGCCUCCAAACCCGCCCAAGCUACUCGAGAUCCCCAACACGGGGCUCUCGAGCGGCCAGUACACGAACCCGGGCUUCGCCUCGCGUCUGGCGCGUGAGCAGCCCCUCAACAUCGAGGCCGAUGCCGAGCUGGGCAUGCCUUUGGACCUGGUCGGAAUGCCGGGCGUCUUUGACGGCGAUGAGAGCUCAAUCCAAGCACCGCCGCACAACCCAGCGGUCAGCCCGCACGACAGGCCGCUCCUCCGGCCGCUCGCGACGCUGGGCAAGCCCAAGAUGAACGACACGGCCGUCUCGUUCCUGCGCAAGACGGAGUACAUCGCCACCAGGCGCGGGCCCAGCGAUACGGUGGCCUUCCUGCGGCCGGGGGCCAGGCGGCCGGGCAUGGGGGCGCCGGUGCGGCGCGCCCAGAAGCGGGCGAGCCCCGAGAUCGACGAGGACGCGGGAACGCCGGCACACGUUAAGCGCAAGAUCGCGCAGUCGUUCAAGGCGGCCGCGCACGACCUUUCGGACCCGGCCGCGCACGUGCGGCACCCGCGCAGCCGGCCCGGCGCGCCGUCACGCGUCACCGUCGUCUCGGCGCUGCCGCUGCUGCCCGAUCUCGACGCGUUCCCCGACAGCGGCGCCUACCUGACGAUCAAGUUCCACAACCCGCCGCUGGCGGGCGUUCCCGGGGCCGACGACAGCACGUACGACACGCGGCUGCAAUCCUCGGUCAUGAUCCCCGUCGAUAGGAGCGACGAGGAGGAGAGGAGGUUCGCCGCCGCGCUCGAGGCCUGGGAGCGCGACCCCAAGAGCGGGCCCAGGCCCACCAACCCCAUCGCCUACGACUUCUUCCUGCCGCAGUCGGCCGAGGUCGGCGCAAAGUUCCGCCGCCGCUUCGACGUGGCCGACCCGGACCGCGACGAUGACUCGCUCUACACGACGUCGACGGGCGGGCGUGACGACAAGGGCUGCUUCCGCUUCCCGCACAUGCGCCGGUUCGAGACGUCGGACGAGACGGAGCUGACGCACGAUUCAAAGUACGACGUCGAGGUGAUCCUGUCGCUCGCCGACGAUGGCGGCGAGGGCGUCGCCGGCCCCGCGGCCCUCAUGUACCCCGUCAUGCAGCGCACCACGAUAAGGUCGCAGCGCGGCAAGAACAUCGCGAGGACCCGCGGCCUCGGCCUGCCCGACGACGACGAGCAGCAGGGCAUCGAGCGCCUCGACAUCACUGUCGAGGACCCGGCCCCCGAGGUGGCAGAGGUCAUGGAGCAGUUCAAGACGGAGCCCCGCCCCUUCCAGGCCGACGACGACAACGACGAAGAGAAAGAAACCCGGCCCGGUGACGACGGCGAGGGGGGCACGCGGCAGUCAUCCGGGCGCGCCCGUAGCCCGGCGUCAGCCAACGGUGCCGACUCGGACGAGCAGGACGCCGAGGGUGACGAGGAGUAAAAGACGAAAAAAAAAGAAAAGAAACCGUGGAAGGACCGGCUGGCUUGGCCCUGGACUAGCGGCGAGGCACAGGAUAGAAAUGGGCCGGCGGCAUGUACUUGUAUCACAUAGCGCGGGUUACUGCCUCCAUAAUUGCUCUCUGGCGCAUAUCAUCAUCAUCAUCAUCUCUUUAACUCGGCACAAAUCGCACGGCGUUUUCUUUACGUUAGAGUCUCUGGCAUCGAAAUAGGAAAGUUUGUUGCCUUCAAAGUGCUAGACGGGGUGGUUGGUGGACACGGAAGCAGAUGAUAAUCAAACAGUGC